Molecule: messenger RNA, 2797 nt
Organism: Labrus mixtus (cuckoo wrasse)
Lineage: Eukaryota; Metazoa; Chordata; Actinopteri; Labriformes; Labridae
Gene: rnf215
Product: ring finger protein 215
Exons: 10
Coding region: 122-1216 (364 amino acids)
Biological process (GO): ubiquitin-dependent protein catabolic process
Molecular function (GO): ubiquitin protein ligase activity
Source: RefSeq, a predicted model, not a curated record
CUCUUGUUUACAUUCUUUGACGAAUCUAGCAGGUCUUCUAUCAUGCCUGGGAACAGUUGAUUAAUUUUUGCGAUUGACAGUACAGCUUGUAUUUUUUUUUUCAUCUGUUGUCUUCCGGGCCAUGGCUUCAACUCAAAGCGGGGGCUGUCUCUGGGUAACGUUACUUCUACUCUUGGUUCUCCGGUGUCCCGGGUUGAUGGUCGCCGCGGAGCAGGUCGCUGUGGUGGAGGUUUUCCUGGAUCAGCGGCCCGGUGUCAGCGCUCUGCUCGAGGGAGAGGUGGUGGAGUCUAGCGGGGGAAGCAAGACCACUGAGCUCCAGGACGACGACCAAGAGGAGCUGGAGGGAGAGCUGGUCCUUUUUAAGGAUGAGGAGACUCAGGUGAGAGGAGGAAAACAAAAGGAUGACACCAAAGAGCAUGAGCCAUGGAUCGGGCUGGUGCCUGUGGAGAUGGAUGACAACAAAGCCUCCACAGGAAACCAAGAGUCCUUUGCUGAUGCCAUGGUUAAUAAAAUGAAGAGAGCAUUGGUCCUUGGUGCGUCUGCACUCAUCAUACUGGCGCUCAACCAAAACACUGUCAGUGAGAUGGAUCUGUCUCAGGUGAUUUCUAAGCCCAUCAUUGUGAUCCAGACUUCUGAAAAUGUCACAAAGCUGAUUGGAGCUCUGCUCAGGGGUCUUCAAGCGACAGCAAAAAUCACCUACAGGACAAUCUUACAGGACAACCUGGGAGCCACGCUCACGCUGUGGUCCAGCUGCGGGCGGUCGAGAGGAGGUCGCUACGGGGAGUGGCAGGGGGUCAUAUGCACGGGGGAGACCAACUCCCAGGUCCAGAAAUACCUGCAGCAGCUGUGGGACACGGUCCUGCUGGUGGCUCUGAUCAUCAGCACUGGAGUCAUUGUCCAGGCUCGAUGGCAGUACCAGGACCAGCAGCUCCACGAUGACCUGCAGCUCCUCCCAAAACAGGACGUCCUGAAAAGAAUGUCGUCCCUUAAAACGAAAACUUAUUGUCAGCCCAAGCGGUGGUGUGACCCGACCCAGCCGGCAGAGACGGACAACUGUGCAGUGUGUCUGGAGCCGUUCAACAACAACCAGUGUCUGCGAGUGUUGCCGUGUCUUCAUGAGUACCACAGAGAGUGUGUGGACCCCUGGCUGCUGCUGCAUCACACCUGUCCUCUGUGCAAACGCAGCAUCCUCAGCAGUGUCUGCAAAGACAGUUAACGAUCGGCCCACUUAGGACUCUUGCAGCAGCGACAGCUGUUCAGAUCUCCUCUCUUCCUCGGUGUCACUCCAGUAGCCUUUUUUUUUUUUUUUUUAACUGACCUCAGUGAUGGACCCUUGGAGCAUAAACACAAACUCCUCAGCAGCUGGUCGGACGUCCUGGACUGUAGAGCGGUCUGAUUCUGACGUCUGACACCCCGCUGCUCUCACAGACAUGCAUAGUAGUAUAACAGAAAAAUCUCUAAAGUACUGUAGUGGUACUGUUGUGUGUGAACAGUACUUCUUCUUGGGAUCAUGUUACUGUACAAUAGUUGAUAUAUGUGUUUGUCCUGGCUGAUCUACAGCAGUGAAGAUGUGACUCAUGAAGGUGUUAGUGCUCAGUGUGACUCUUCAUGUAUAAAUCUUGAGCUCUGAGUUUUGUAUGAACAGCAGAGCUACAAUAUGUUUGGCUUUAAGCGGUGAACACUGAUAACCCUGAGCAAGUAUUUGAAAUCAGUUGUUUCUGCAUGACCAUUAUAAGCUUUGGUUUUUAAAUAUGACUGAUUAACAGGCUUUAAGUUUAAAUGUCACUUUAGGUCCAAAUGAUGUUAAAAACAACUUUAAAGUGGACUGAGAGUUUAAACCUGAAAGCUCUGGUGUCCAGCACGCGCUUAGCUUUUAAAUGUUAGUCGUACAGGUUGUGUAGUUGUCCAGAAGUUAAGUAAGCUAACGCCAGAGCAGAUGGUUAAAGUUUUUGCAUUUAACCUAAAUCUGCCUUAUGACUGAACUAGAGAGAAACCCAAACCAUGAACUUCUUCAUUAACACUUUAAACUUGAAUCAGUUACAGUAUGUUACAGUUAAAGAAGCUGUUGUGAUUUCAUUUUAAACUGGAAGUGAUACAGUAGGUUGGUUCAUGUUUUGUAGAGUCUGUGGCCAUAACUGAGUGUGAUUCUUAUUUUUUUUUUUUAUGUUUUAGACCACCUAAUGAUAGGUCUUUACAUUCACCAUACAUUCAUCUUAGCCCCCUGCUGACAUACAGCUGCACAGGUAAUCCUAAUAAUAACCAUACUAGAAAUGUUGAAUCUAAACACACACAGUCAUAGUUUUUGUCAAGAAUGGCAUCGUCUUAAUUUCAUUACUUUUUUCAGAUCUAAGAAAUAAUGUCAGACAUUUAGGAGGGGGGCAUUCUUCUGUUAAUAGAAGAUCAAUACCACUCAGAUGUCUGGACAGUAAAUAUGAAGCUACACCAGCAGCUGAUUAUCAUAGCUAAGCAUGAAGGCUGAAACAGUUAGUCGGACUAUCCUUAAAGGUCACAAUGUGUGACAACCGGUUUAUACAUAAUCAAACCAAAAAAUACAUUUUUUUUGGUCUGCAACUUUCUAGCAUCUGUGCUUACAAUGGCCACAUGCCUCCUCUAUGACUUCACUUUUCACAUCAGACAUUCUGCUAAUACACAGCCUGCAAUGAAACUGAAAUGAGAGUGGUACAGUAGGACACUUCUAAACAAUCUCUCGAGAAAGAAAAUGUUUUUUGUUAAGUUCUAUUUAAAGAUUUGUAUACAAAAAAGUGAAGACUAUUUAAUAAACAAACAGCAUACUGUG